GUCUUGUCAACAUGAGUGGGCAGUCUGAACAGACUCAGAAGGGAUGUAGCUUGAAAUUCUAGUGGUAAAUUAGCUAGCUAUGCAACGAAUGGACUGGAUACUCAGGUCAUUAUUCAUAGAUUUUAUGCUAAACAGCUUUUUUCAAAUACAAUAACAUCUGGAGUCGUGAAAAGAUCAAUAUCAUGCAUGUCAUACAUGCAGGAGGGAUCAAUUGCAAGUAACGUUACUUGGACUGAACCAGGCUAUGUAGCUAAUUUAGCUAGCCUAGCUAAAUUACCGGCGUUAGCAACUACCUGCUUCACCCUGGUAACGUUAGGCUAGCUAAAAUGAUAACUGGUGGUUUGUACCUGACGCGAUAUUAGCGCAACACAUUUGUAUUUACUCAAGGAGCUUGAUAGCAUAGCUAGCUAACGUAAAGUGGUACAGAAAUAGCCGAAAUCAGCUAGCUUCAUUUGCUAGCUAACGUUAACCCUCUCGCGCACUGCUAAAAUCACAUGAAGAACAUGCCUUGGGAUGGCUCAUCUUUUACCCGACUGAUGUUAAAUGCAACUUUGUUGCUAAUGUUUCCUUUAGUUAAACAUUGAGUAGCUGCAUGCAUGUAAGUGUGCUAUUUCCGUGAAGUAUCCUUGUCCAUGCUUGCCUGUGUAUCUAGCUAAGCUAAAGCUAGUUAACGUUAGGUAGGGACCCAAGAUGGGUUUUAAUUUGUCGUAAAAGAAGAUGCUGACGCAUGGUAUGUAUCUCGUCCUUUUGUGGCUAUUCGGGAUUAAUAUUAUCAACAAUGGCAUUUGUUUGCUGACACUGGCUACAUAGGAAACGGAAAGAUAUGGAUCCGCAGUUAAAAGGGAGAAGAUUCCAUUACUAGUGGCUAGUUAUCGUUCUCUGUUUUGCCGAUAUUGUCUGCAUAGCUAACUAGUCGAUUGCUAGCUGGAUGACGAAGACACCUAUUCUAUGUGGAUGAGACAUUUCAAUUAAAGUUAUUGCUUGGCUAUCUACCUAUAUGCCAUCGCCCCAACAACUCAUUUUUUUAUCUGGUCGACUAUGGCGGUUAGCUGGGUGAGUCUCCUUUCCCAAGCCGGGGACGUGGCUGCACCGGCCGCUAUGUCCUCUUCCAAUACGUCAGUGUCCGCCAGUCCCACGCCAGAUGCGGACACCCGUGGCUGCGAGAACGGUGCCUUGAUGGACUCUUUCGGCAUUUUCCUGCAAGGCCUGCUAGCGAUGGUGGCCUUCAGUACGCUGAUGUUAAAGCGCUUCAGGGAGCCCAAGCAUGAGAGAAGGCCCUGGAGGAUCUGGUUCCUGGACACCUCCAAACAAGCCAUUGGGAUGCUGUUUAUUCACUUUGCCAAUGUCUACUUGUCUGACCUCACAGAGGAGGACCCCUGUUCACUUUACCUUAUAAACUUCCUCCUGGAUGCGUCUCUGGGCAUGCUGCUGAUCUACGCCGGGGUGAGGACUGUCAGUGCCAUUGUAGAGUGGAGGCAGUGGGAUGCUCUACGCUUCGGAGAAUACGGAGAGCCCGUGCAGUGCACUGCGUGGGCGGGCCAGUGUGCUCUCUACAUCCUCAUCAUGAUGUUUGAGAAGGUCCUCAUCAUCCUGGUCCUACUCAUCCCCCAGUGGAAGAAGCUGGCUCUCCUGAACCCCAUAAACAAUCCUCAGUUGGAGCUGGCCAUCGUCAUGCUCAUCGUCCCAUUCUUCGUUAAUGCCCUGAUGUUUUGGGUGGUAGAUAACUUCCUGAUGAAGAAGGGGAGGACAAAAGCCAAGCUGGAGGAGCGGGAGGUGGGGGAGGAUGUGCGGGGCAACCGUAAGGUGCGCUACAGACGGGCACUCUCCCACGACGACUCGGAGUCUGAGAUCCUGUUCUCGGCUGACGAUGAGAUGGACGACUCGGAGGAGGAGGAUGUGCGCCGGCUCACCGGCCUCAAAACGGUCAAGAAAAAGAAGCACCGUAUGGGGAUCCCUGUUUAACCUGGGCCUACCCAGGCUGACCUGGUCUAACCCACUCCUGUGUCCACUCGCCUCACUUCACGUCCCCACUCUCCCUCUCGAGGCCCGCUGCCCUGACUGGAGCCUCCUGGGAACAUGUCGUCUAGAUUCCUCUAACAGCAGGCUAGCAUUGGUUUUUGUGAGUAGGGCGCCUCUGUAGGGAGGUGGGAUCAUGGAGGACUGCAGAUCAUGGAGACUAUUGGACUGCCUUUACUACACAUUCACAUGGGACUCCUGCAGCCUCUACACUGGGAAUAGAAACACUUGGGAAAGUAUUUUGCUGCAGCUAACCACAUCUGAGAUUUCACCAUAGAUCUAUCACUUAUGGUCGUGACACUCAUUGAAUAAAUUAAUUGUUAUGAUUGUGGAAAACCGUUAACACGGUGUAUUAUAGGAACGUUUGGGUCUGGGUGAGUGGGUGACGCAGUAUAAUUGCUAGCACCCCUUCACUGUGGUUCCACACGAACUCUUAAGAGGCCCAGGAUAAUAUUAACUGCUUCAGGUUAAGCUGUGAAUGGUUGUAAGUGGCUCUGGAUACGAGCGUCUGCUAAAUGACUUAAAUGUAAAUGUAAAUGUUACUUUUUCUGUGGUUUAACAGGUGACCCCUGUUGGAUGUAGAGGGAGAGAUCAGGCACCUGGGAUUGCACUUGGCCGUUUCCCCUGCCUUCAAGCAAACCUCAGUCAUUUUAACAUUUUAAUACAUUUGAUACUUAUCUUCCGAAUCUAAAAGUGAUUGUAUUCCUCAUUUAGAUUCCGUAUAUAAAAUGUAUGUCUCUUCCUCAGCUAGGCUGACUGCAAUGGCUUGUUAUAAGAGUUGGUGGAGGUGUGUGUCUGUCUGUGUGAACUUCCCAUUCAUGCAUGUGCGGGAAUGUGGGAAGUUUAGGAUGAUGCUCCUAUGGAGGCUUUGCUCUGUAAACAUGCAGUGUUUUAUAAUAACCACAACACUCACAUUUCUAACUCCUCUAAGCCUAUAUCAUGACUGCAGAGGGAGGACGGGUCAAGACAGUGCAGCUUGGCUGUGUGUGUCUCAACCAUGCACCACCCAACCUUAACCUAAGGGACUGAGCCCCUAUCCCAGUGACGGUACAACCAGGCUUUAGGUCUGCAGGCCUGGAUGGGCCCUUCUCUCCCUGUGUGUGUGACUUAGCUAGGAUCUCUUCUGUUACCUAUUUAUUCCUUGUCUUUGGUGUGUCCUGUUUAUUUUUUUACAGUUAUUUUGGGCUAAAACCAUGAGACUAAACCUACACCAUGUGUUCUUAAUUCAGAGACAGUAGAUAUGGGACCUGAGGGUGUGUCCUCACAACCAAUGUUCAAACUCUCUGCUCUUGCCCACAUCACUGGUCUAAGGAUGUUCUUUGUUUGUUUUGUGUUUUUGUAUUUGUUUUGUUCAUUCUUUUUUUUCGACAAUGUGCCUGUGUGAAUUUACCGUGUUUGUGGAUGUUCGUCUUGUGCCUCAGAUCUUCAGACUUGCAGUAGCAUUCAGUUGGUUUGGCUCGGAUGUUGAGAACUUGACAGAAACACAGACCUCUAGACUGGGAGUGACUUUUGGACCGGUGUACAGUGGAGAGAGCAGUGCGGGUAUGUUUGUGUUUGUGUGUGCAGUGUUUUAGUACUCGACUGGUCUCGAGACCACAUUGAGUGUUUCGUUCUUGUCUUGGUGUCGGAUACAUUUGUACUCUGUCUUGACUCGGUCUAGAACAGUGACGACUCGUCAUUUCUUCCCGAUACCAGCAGAGUAAAAAAAUAAAACAUAAUUAUCAACUUCCAUUCAGUCAGUACAUAAAACCACUUCGCCAGGCCAAAUAUACAGUGUAUUCAGACCCCUUGACUUUCCACAUUUUGUUACGUUACAGCCUUAUUCUAAAAUAUAUAUAAUUUUAAAUCCUCAUCAAUCUACACACAAUACCCCAUAAUGACAAAGCGGAAACAAAUUUUUUUGCAAAUGUAUUCAGAAUAAAAACUGCUACCUUAUUUACGUAAGUAUUCAGACCCUUUGCUAUGAGAUUUGAAAUUGAGCUCAAGUGCAUCCUGUUUCCAUUGAUCAUCCUUGAGCUGUUUCUAUGACUUGAUUCGAGUCCACCUGUGGUAAAUUGAUUGGACAUGAUUUCGAAAGGCACACACCUGUCUAUAUAAGGUCCCACAGUUGAUAGUGCAUGUGAGAGCAAAACCAAGCCAUGAGGUUCAAGGAAUUGUCCGUAGAGUUCCGAGACGACAGGAUUGUGUCGAGGCACAUAUCUGGGGAAGGGUACCAAAAAAUGUCUGCCGCAUUGAAGGUCCCAAAGAACACUGUGACCUCCAUCAUUCUUAAAUGGAAGAAGUUUGGAACCACCAAGACUCUUCCUAGAGCUGGCCACAUGGCCAAACAGCAAUCGGGAGAAGGGCCUUGGUCAGGGAGGUGACCAAGAACCCGACGGUCACUCUGUGGAGAUGGGAGAACAUUCCAGAAGAACAUCUCUGCAGCACUCCACCAAUCAGGCCUUUUUGGUAGUGGCCAGACAUUCCUCAGUAAAAGGCACACGACAGCCUACUUGGAGUUUGCUAAAAUGCACCUAAAUGACUCUGACAUGAUAAACAAGAUUCUCUGAUCUGAAACCAAGAUUGAACUCUUUGGCCUGAAUGCCAAGCGUCACAUCUGGAGGAAACCUGGCACCAUACCCAAGAAGACUCAAGGCUGUAAUCGCUGCCAAAGGUGCUUCAACAAAGUACUGAGUAAAGGGUCUGAAUACUUAUGUAAAUGAUAUAUUAUUUUUUUUAAAUAAAUGUGCAAAUGUCUAAAUCAGUUUUUGCUUAAUAUGGAAAUAGUCAAGGGGUCUGAAUAAUUUCCGAAUGCGCUCUAUACACUCCUUUCUUAACAUUAUCUUAACAGCCAUAUUUGAGCAGUGGUGAACCUAUAGGCCUUCAGUGUGUGACAUGUUCGUGAUUCUGAAAGGACAGCAAGCGUAAUACCAGCGCACUCAUGUAUGAGUGCACUUUUUGUAAAACACAAAGGGCCGGUGGUGUAGUGGACAGUAUACGCAGGUAUAAGCCAUAUCCCACUUUUUUCCAGUGGGCAUUGCUUAUACUCAACUACUUAAUCCCUACUGAUGCGUAUCAGUGUAGUGGAGGUAUACGACUUAUCAAUUAUGUAGUACAAUAGAUAAAUGAUGCACUAAGUAGCCUACACAAUCGCAAAGCCUGUGAAAUAUAUUCACAUGCGCUCUGCACACAGCCUAGUUUCAGAGGAAUAUCAUCUGCAGGUAGCAAGAGUGUUCAGCUCUCAACUGGUUUUGGCAUGGAGCAGCUCACAGAAGAAUGACAUCCGUAGCCAGUAGGGUAGGAAAGACGUUUCAACUUAUAUCUACCAGUAAAUGCUAACUAAGGCAUCAAUAGAUAUGCAAACCAGGUGUUGAGAAAAAAACUAUUUGAUGUGCAAUUGUCAUCAUGAGCUGUUUGCAUCAGAGGUGUAGACAUGGAUGGGCCUGGGUGGACAGAGGCCCACACACUGGGGAGCCAGGCCCUGACAGGCCCACCAAUCAGAUUGAUGUCGACUUAGACCACCACUUUUUUUUGGGGGGGGGGGGGGUUGAGUUUGAAAAUCAAAUCUAUAGGAAAACUCUUUAAAAAAAUAAAAUAAAAAAAACACACAAAAACAGGAAAACAUUUCACACAGAGUGGGUGCUUUUCCUUCGCUGGGCGGGCUGUUUGGGAACUUUUUCACAACAUUAGAGUAUAUCCACUACUCCAGGCACCACUACACCACUGCAUAGGGAUGAUGGAAAGACAGCAGUCACACACAGCAUGUUAAAGGAUGAGCAGUCCAUACACUCGGACAUAAUAAGCCAGUAGGUCCCAAUAAUAAGAAUACAAAAACGCAACCAUUAAGCAUUUCCCAAUCGAAAUGUACAGCUAUUACUUCACGUUUAGCACACAGAGUAAGCAGUGACUGUUGAUAAUUGGAUAUGGAGAAGGGCGAGCCGGUCAAGGAUCGAUUCAGACAAGGUGAUAAAUUGUAUGACAAGCGACAGUUUAAUUAUGAGUAAAGAUAUCUGGUACAAGCGUAUACGGUCUCGUUCCUUCGGCUCAUAGAGAACCUCCAGAAAAAGCCCAGAUAACAGAAUGCAUAGACAUUUUAUACAACACAGAAAGUAGGUUGAGUCUGGAAGUUCUGGUCCUUUGGUUGGUUCUGGACAGGUUGUUGUCUUCUCAGAUUGGUCCUGAUGAGCUGGGCGUCAUCCUUCUGAGUCUUAUAGCAAAAGUUCUUUGUUACCUAAUGUUCAGCUAAACAGGAGAUUUUGUGUGUGAGUAGUCAGCCCUCCGUCCUUGGGUAUGUGUGUGUGUCUUAUCUCGUGAAAUGCAGACCCAAGCACUCUUGAUCAAGGCCUUUCCUUAUCAGUGUUUAUGAAAGGUCUGUGCCAGCCAUCUGUCUUUGGGUGUGUGAGAAACCCUGCUUAGAAAGAAGUUAGUUAUAACAAUGUAAUAGCAAUAUGCUUGUUAUUUUAAAUGGUAUUUAUUACAUGACCUAAAGUUUAAAGUGGAACUGACAGCAUUAUAACUACUUUGCAGAUAUAAAACAGAAUCAUAUCAGUCAAAAAUAUCUAAUUCCUAGUUCAUGUGACAAAACCAACAUUAGAGGUUUUAAAAAUAGGUUAUAUUUGACUCAACGUUCCAUGACAUACACUAAGGCAUUGUUGGCAGAGUAGAUGGAUGCAGUUCAAUAUAAUUCACCAGUACAUUUCUUGUUAGUCCAAAAAAUAUUGCUAUCAGGUUGUAAAUCACAGCUGGUCUGGUACAUUGUUUGCUGCCUCCAUUCGGGAUGCACUGUUUCAGUUUCAAACUCUCAAUAUUCUGAACAAAAAUGUACAAAUGUAACUAAGGCUGGGAAUGUCAAUACAAUUAAACUAGCAAGGGCAAUGAUCAAGUUAGUCAUAACGUGGCUAAUAGGCCAGCGUAUCUAUUUAUGUAUCAAGCUAAAAACACAGCCUAACGUUAACUAGAUAGGAUGAUCUUUGGAGGAGUGGGUGAGUGACUGACUUUUUACCGUCAUAACAUUUAUUUUGGUGGCUAUACACAGCUAGAGAUGCAAGGUCAGCUAGCAAGAAUGACUGUUAUACAGUUAGCCAGAGGGAACUUGAACGCAAGAGAUAUGCUAUCUCUCUGAUUUCAGAGCACUCUUCUCUGUGCCAGAGCGCUGAACUGGUGACUUUACAAACGCGCAACACCUGCCGAAUAUGUCCUUGUCAGUUAACAUAGGUAAAAAAAAUAAGUUAGUGAAGAACGCUCUAGAUAACAUGUAACCAGGUUUGCUACGGGGAGUAAAAUGGUCAUUGAGGUGUUCUCUCAUUUGUGUCUGGAAGUAGCUAGCUAACGUUAGCAAGCAAGCCAACUUUAGCCAGUUGGGUGCUUGGUUUGGACAAGCUGCAGAAGGGCGCGGAGGCUACAGUCCCCCGUCGUUUAUGGGUGCAAUUUUGAAACUAACUAGCUGAAAGUUUGAGAGGAUUUAUCUAAUGUUUCUUUGUUAGAUUUGAGCUAAUCUUGCUCUGGCUAGCAUGAGUUGAUGUGCAUAACUGAGGAAGAGCCUACAUUUUUUAUGGUUGUUUGAUCAAUAGGACCGUAAAGUUCCCAAAUGUAAGAGGACUCCCGUGGUGUUUACAUUUUGCUGAAAUCCAGUCAGGUGUAUUUUUUUGGUUGAAUGCGUUAUAAUGAUUUAAAGUCGCGCUGUUGCAACUGCCUGUAAACACACAGUCCAGUUCAAAGUGAAUGAUGGCAGGACCGUGUUUCAAAUGGCUUGUAUGAAGGUCUACUGUAUAGCUCUGAUUAGCUACCGGUCUGUGUCGACUGGACAAGACCAAUGGUUUUAUUCGUUUUUUUGUACUGCAGUGUCUAUUAAUUGUCCAAACGCUCUGCCGCUUUCCCACUCUAUAUUGCUAUAGAAUUUUCACAAAUGCCUUAGAAUGUUUUGGAAUUAUGUAUUCUAAGAAUUUAGGAAACCAUGAAAAUGACCAUAUCUAAUUUGUCACUUGUCAGAAUAGUUUUUUAAAAGUGUUAUUAUUCCUGGGGUUGUAUAUGAACAGAUUAAGAUUUCAUGUUGAAAAAAUGCGGUCAGUUCCACUUUAAAUGCAACAGUGUUCCACACAAAUAAGUUAUUUCCGUGCUUCUUUCUACAUCUGCAUUGCUUGCUGUUUGGGGUUUUAGGCUGGGUAUCUGUACAGCAUUUUGUGACAUCGACUGAUGUAAAAAGGGCUUUAUAAAUACAUUUGAUUGAUUGAUGGCUAACAGCAAGCACGCUGCAAUAGAAAACAGUUCCACUCACCAGAUGAUGAUCAUUUCAAACUUCUUGUUGAAAGUUAUUCUUGAAAUGGGAGAAGCUAACAAAUUAGCAACAACAUCCUCUUUGAUAACACCUGCUGCAGCUCCUGUAAACUGUUAACCCUUUUCAUCCAACAAAAACUGAUGAUUAAAUCAGAACAACAUUUAAAAUAGUAUAAUUUAUUAUUAUUUUAUAAAUCCUUAGCCCCAUUGUUCCCCAGUGUGUUUGGUUUAGUAAUAACUCGUAGAGUGGCUCUAUUUACACUCCGCAUGCAUUUUAACUUCUGAAUAUCUAAAGUAUCCAUAUGUUGUUCUGAAAUAUGAACACAGAAAUACUGGACAUUUUGAACUCUUAUGGUGGUGAAUUGACAAUAACAUUCAUGGUCUUGAAUUGGACUCGCAUUUUUCUGGUCUUGACUUUGUCUCACCCUCUUCCUCAGGUCUAGGUCUUGAAUCUGUCUCGCGUUAGGUGACCUGUAACACAACACCAAGUGUCUGUCUUAAUGCUUCUGUAAGUAAGGUGUGGUGAUACAGUAAAUGUGGUGAUGAUGAACUGUUUGAGUAGGAUGUUGUUGGCUGAGGCAAAGGAAUAACUGACUGUGGGGUUUGGUAAACGGUGGUGCAGGUUGUCCUCAGUUCAACAGAGGGAUUUUAUUAUAAAAACUAAAAUGACUGGCAAAUGAUGGACUUACAUUACUAUUAAAAAUGAUUUUACAAUAAAGUUUCUAAAACACUGAAAUAACA
This is a messenger RNA of Salvelinus fontinalis (brook trout), 9009 nucleotides long. Its product is annotated as store-operated calcium entry regulator STIMATE-like. The transcript is spliced from 8 exons. The record is from RefSeq and is a predicted model, not a curated record. NCBI's taxonomy places the organism in Eukaryota, Metazoa, Chordata, Actinopteri, Salmoniformes, Salmonidae. Bases 1039 to 1962 code for a protein of 307 amino acids. Gene Ontology annotation, molecular function: calcium channel regulator activity. Gene Ontology annotation, biological process: activation of store-operated calcium channel activity. Gene Ontology annotation, cellular component: cortical endoplasmic reticulum; membrane.